UUUGACAGGGGUCUUUUGGACUGUUCGAGUGGGGAGUACCUUGUCAGCGCCGGACACUCCGAACGACCGCUUACCUCAUCCAACGGUGCCCUCAGCAGAGCUUUUCUUCCCUUUAAUUGGCCCCCGAACCUGCUCCAAAGAUGUCCAAGAAGGGGCCAAACGAGGACGAGAAGUUCCUCUUUGUUGACAAGGACUUCCUGAACAGCCCCAUGGCUCAGGCCGACUGGGCAGCCAAGAAGCUGGUUUGGAUCCCCUCAGAGAGACAUGGCUUUGAGGCUGCGAGCAUCAAGGAGGAGCACGGGGAUGAGGUCCUGGUGGAGCUGGCCGACAAUGGCAAGAAGGCGACAGUCAACAAGGACGACAUCCAGAAGAUGAACCCACCCAAGUUCAGCAAGGUGGAAGACAUGGCUGAGCUUACCUGCCUCAACGAGGCCUCAGUGCUGCACAAUAUCCGUGAGAGGUACUUCUCGGGCCUUAUUUAUACGUACUCAGGACUGUUCUGUGUGGUGGUGAACCCCUACAAGAUGUUGCCCAUUUACUCCGAGAAGAUUGUUGAAAUGUAUAAAGGGAAGAAGCGCCAUGAAGUCCCCCCACAUAUCUACUCCAUCACAGACAACGCCUACAGAAACAUGAUGCAAGAUCGUGAGGACCAAUCCAUUCUAUGCACUGGGGAGUCUGGCGCUGGCAAGACAGAGAACACCAAGAAGGUCAUCCAGUAUUUGGCUGUGGUAGCCUCAUCACACAAAGGCAAGAAGGACAGCAGUGCUCAACAAUCAGGAUCACAGUUUGCCUACGGAGAGCUAGAGAAGCAGCUCCUACAGGCCAAUCCCAUUCUGGAGGCUUUCGGGAAUGCAAAGACCAUCAAAAAUGACAACUCCUCCAGAUUUGGUAAAUUCAUUCGAAUCAACUUUGAUGUGACAGGCUACAUCGUUGGGGCUAAUAUUGAGACCUACCUUCUGGAGAAGUCUCGUUGUAUCAGACAGGCAAAGAUAGAAAGAGCCUUCCAUAUCUUCUACUACAUGAUUGCCGGUGCCAAGGAUAAGGUUCGAGAGGAGCUUCUUCUGGAGCCCUUCAGUAACUACCGCUUCCUAGUUGCGGGCCAUGUCCAGAUCCCAGGCCAGCAGGAUGAUGAGAUGUACGAGGAGACGCUGGAGGCCAUGACCAUCAUGGGCUUUACGGACGAGGAGCGAAUUGAUAUCAUGAAGGUGUGUUCAACGGUCAUGCAGCUGGGAAACAUUGAGUUUAAAAAAGAAAGAAACCAGGAGCAGGCCACCAUGCCUGACAACACAGCGGCUCAGAAGGUGUGUCACCUGCAGGGCAUCAACGUGACAGACUUCACUCGUGCCAUUCUCACGCCUCGUAUCAAAGUUGGCAGAGAGGUGGUGCAAAAAGCCCAGACCAAAGAGCAGGCUGACUUUGCCAUUGAAGCCCUGGCAAAGGCUGUGUUUGAGCGCCUGUUCCGCUGGAUCCUAAGCCGAGUCAACAAAGCCCUGGACAAGACCAAACGCCAAGGGGCCUCCUUCCUGGGUAUCCUCGACAUCGCUGGCUUUGAGAUAUUUGAGGACAACUCCUUUGAGCAGCUGUGCAUCAAUUACACCAAUGAGAAGCUCCAGCAGCUAUUUAACCACACCAUGUUCAUCCUGGAGCAGGAGGAAUAUCAGAGAGAAGGCAUCGAUUGGAACUUUAUUGAUUUUGGUUUGGACCUGCAGCCCUGCAUUGAGCUCAUUGAGAGACCGAACAACCCUCCAGGCAUUCUGGCCUUGCUGGAUGAAGAGUGCUGGUUCCCUAAAGCCACAGACGUCUCCUUUGUAGAAAAACUCAUGAACACCCAAGGAAACCAUGUUAAAUUUGCGAAACCAAAACAACUGAAAGACAAGACAGAGUUUUCUAUUCUUCACUAUGCUGGAAAGGUGGAUUACAAUGCCACAGCCUGGCUGACAAAGAACAUGGACCCUCUGAAUGACAAUGUUACAGCGCUGCUUAAUAGCUCCUCCAGCUCAUUUGUGCAAGACCUCUGGAAAGAUUCUGACAGAGUGGUGGGUCUUGACACCAUUGUCAAGAUGUCAGACAGCUCGAGUGGAUCAAAGACCAAGAAGGGAAUGUUCCGCACAGUGGGACAGCUCUACAAGGAGUCUCUCGCAAAACUCAUGACCACACUGCACAACACUCAGCCCAACUUUGUCAGAUGCAUCAUUCCAAACCAUGAGAAGAGGGCAGGAAAGCUGGAUGCCAACCUGGUUCUGGAGCAGCUCAGGUGUAAUGGCGUGUUGGAGGGCAUUCGAAUCUGCCGACAAGGAUUCCCUAAUCGAAUUGUCUUCCAGGAGUUUCGCCAGCGCUAUGAGAUUUUGGCAGCAAGUGCUAUUCCCAAAGGUUUUAUGGAUGGAAAACAAGCUUGCUGUCUCAUGAUCAAACAUCUGGACUUGGAUCCAAAUCUGUACAGAAUUGGGCAGAGCAAGAUAUUUUUCCGCACAGGAGUUUUGGCCCAGCUGGAGGAGGAGAGAGACCUGAAGAUAACUGUGAUUAUCAUUGCCUUCCAGGCCCAGGCUAGAGGCUUCCUGGCCAGAAAGGCAUUUACUAAGAGGCAGCAACAACUCACAGCCAUGAAAGUUAUUCAAAGGAAUUGUGCCGCCUACCUCAAACUUAGAAACUGGCAGUGGUGGAGACUCUUCACAAAGGUUAAGCCUCUUCUGCAAGUGACGCGGCAGGAGGAGGAGAUGAGCCUAAAGGAGGAAGAGCUGCAGAAAUCUAAAGAAAAUGCUGCAAAGUGUGAAUCAGAAUUAAACGAGAUCACCUUCAAGCAUACAGCGAUUUUGGAAGAGAGAAAUGCACUGCAGGAGCAGCUUCAGGCUGAGACAGAGUUGUAUGCGGAAGCUGAGGAGAUGAGGGUGCGUUUGGCAGCUAAGAAGCAGGAAUUGGAGGAAAUCCUUCAUGAGAUGGAGGCAAGACUCGAUGAAGAGGAAGAACGUUCUCAGUCGCUGCUGGUGGAAAAGAAGAAGAUGCAACAGCAGAUGCAGGAAUUGGAAGAGCAUUUAGAGGAGGAGGAGGAUGCACGCCAAAAGAUGCAGCUGGAGAAGGUCACUUGUGAAGGAAAGAUCAAAAAGCUUGAAGAUGACAUCCUGGUGAUGGAAGAUCAUAACAACAAGCUGCUGAAGGAGAGGAAGUUGAUGGAGGAGAGGGUUGCGGAUUACAGUGCUAAUCUGGCUGAAGAAGAAGAGAAGUCAAAGAACCUCACCAAACUGAAAAAUAAACAUGAGUCCAUGAUCUCAGAACUGGAGGUCCGUCUAAAGAAGGAGGAAAAGACUCGGCAAGAGCUGGAUAAGGUUAAGCGCAAGUUAGAGGCUGAGUCAAAUGAUCUCCAGGAGCAACUAGCGGACCUGCAGGCCCAGAUCGCUGACCUCAAGGCCCAGCUGGCAAAGAAAGAGGAGGAACUACAGAAUUCCUUGGCCAGAUUAGAAGAUGAGACCGCUCAAAAAAGCAAUGCUCUGAAGAAAAUCCGAGAGCUGGAGGGCCACAUCUCUGACCUGCAGGAAGACCUCGACUCAGAGAGAGCAGCUAGGAACAAGGUAGAGAAGAUCAAACGUGACCUGGGAGAAGAGCUGGAGGCUCUUAAGUCGGAGCUAGAGGAUACCCUGGACAGUACCGCCACCCAGCAGGAACUCAGAGCCAAACGUGAGCAGGAGGUGACCAUACUAAAGAGAGCAAUAGAGGAGGAGAACCGGACCCAUGAAGCCCAGAUACAUGAAAUGAGACAGAAACACACACAGGCUGUGGAAGAGCUAACAGAACAACUGGAACAGUCUAAACGAGUAAAGGCAAACUUGGAGAAGGCCAAACAAGCUUUGGAUAAGGAGACAUCUGAAUUAACCAUGGAGGUGCGCUCUCUCACUCAAGCAAAGCAAGACGGGGAGCACAAGAGAAAGAAGUUGGAUGGUCAAGUGACAGAUUUACAAUCCCGCUUAAAUGACAGUGAGAAGCAGAAGGCUGAAAUGGGAGAACGCUGCUCUAAGAUCACUGUUGAACUGGAGAGUGUGACAAACCUACUGAAUGAAGCUGAGGGCAAGAACAUUAAACUGAACAAAGAUGUUGCCAGCUUUAGCGCCCAACUCCAGGAUACACAGGAGUUGCUGGCUGAGGAGACACGUCAGAAGUUGCAGUUCUCCACAAAGCUUCGACAGGCAGAGGAUGACAAGAACAACUUACAGGAGCAGCUCGAGGAGGAGAUGGAGUCCAAGAGAAACAUUGAGAGACAUGUGUCCACCCUCAACAUCCAGCUGUCAGAUACAAAGAAAAAGCUGGAGGAAAUGUGCGGGAACACUGAGCUUCUGGAAGAAGGCAAGAAACGUCUCCAAAGAGAUUUGGAGGCAGCCAACACCCAGUUUGAGGAGAAGGCCUCCGCCCACGACAAAUUGGAGAAGACUAAAAAUCGUCUGCAACAGGAGCUGGAGGACACACUAAUGGAUCUUGACAACCAGAGGCAGAAUGUUUCGAACCUUGAGAAGAAACAAAAGAAGUUUGACCAGAUGCUGGCAGAGGAGAAGUCUAUCUCUAGUAAAUACGCAGAUGAGAGGGAUCACGCUGAGGCUGAGGCCAGAGAGAAGGAGACAAAGGCUCUGUCCCUGACGAGGGCUCUGGAUGAGGCUCAGGAUGUCAGAGAGGAGCUGGAGAGAGCCAACAAGGCCCUGAGGACAGAGAUGGAGGAUCUGAUCAGCUCAAAGGAUGACGUUGGGAAAAAUGUCCAUGAGCUGGAGAAGUCCAAGCGAGGCCUGGAGGCCCAGGUGGAGGAGAUGAAGACUCAGCUGGAGGAGCUGGAGGACGAGCUACAGGCGGCUGAGGAUGCCAAACUGCGUCUAGAGGUCAACAUGCAGGCUCUGAAGGCCCAAUUUGAGAGGGAUCUCCAAGGACGCGAUGAGAUGGGAGAGGAAAAGAAGAGACAGCUUGUCAAGCAGGUCCGUGAGUUGGAAACAGAGCUGGAGGAUGAACGCAAGCAGAGGGCCUCAGCAGCAGCAGCCAAGAAGAAGUUGGAGACCGAUAUGAAAGAUCUGGAAGGCCAGAUUGAUACAGCCAAUAAGGGACGAGAUGAGGCCAUUAAGCAGCUCCGAAGGAUCCAGGCCCAAAUGAAGGACUUCCAGAGGGAGCUGGAAGAUGCCCGUGCUGCCCGUGAGGAAGUGCUGACUACGGCCAAGGAGAGUGAGAAGAAAGCCAAGAGCCUGGAGGCAGAGUUGAUGCAGCUGCAAGAGGAACUGGCCUCUGCUGAGAGGGCCCGGAAGCAAGCAGAAGCUGAAAGGGACGAGCUGUCAGAUGAGCUGGCAAGCAACUCCUCUGGAAAGUCAGCUUUGUCAGAUGAGAAGCGUCGGCUGGAAGCGAAAAUCUCCCAGCUGGAAGAGGAACUCGAGGAAGAGCAGAGCAACAUGGAGAUCCUCAACGACAGGCUGAGGAAGAGCACACAGCAGGUGGAUCAGAUAAACAACGAGCUGCAAACGGAGCGCUCGGCCUCUCAGAAGAACGAGAGCGCUCGGCAGCAGAUGGAGCGCCAGAACAAGGAGAUGAAGGCCAAGCUCAGUGAGAUGGAGAACCAGGUCAAGUCUAAGUUCAAAUCCACCAUCAUCGCUUUGGAGGCGAAGGUGGCCCAACUGGAGGAGCAGCUGGAUCAGGAGAACAGGGAGAAGCAAGCUACUGCCAAGAGUGUGCGCCAGAAGGAUAAGAAGCUCAAGGAUGUGAUAAUGCAGGUGGAGGAUGAAAGGAAACAGGCAGAACAGUACAAAGACCAGGCGGAGAAGGCAAACACACGCAUGAAGCAGCUGAAGCGGCAACUGGAGGAGUCGGAGGAGGAGUCUCAGCGAGCCACAGCUGCCCGCAGGAAGCUGCAGCGGGAGCUGGAUGAAGCCACCGAGGCCAACGAUGCCAUGAGUCGCGAGGUCAAUUCUCUCAAGAGCAAACUGCGGCGUGGAAAUGAGCCCUCCUUUGGCAGCGCACCUCGGCGUACUGGCGGAGGUCGGAGGGUGGUUGAGGAUGCGUCUGAGGAGGAUGCGGACUCCCAAAGUGACUUCAAUGGAAAGUCAGCAGACUGAGAGAUGAGACGACAUCAACUAAGCAAAUACUAGCUUCUUCUGACAAUACUUGUUCUUGAUCAUGGAGGUCAAUCUUUUGCUUUAUUUCCAUCUCCCGAGUUCAACCUCACAUCCAAAUAUGCACUGCCUGGCCAGAGAAAAGUAGCAUACUGUUUAAUUCGGCUGCCGUAUCUUUGAGCUCACACUCAUUUGACAUCAUUUAAGUAAGCCCAUGCAAUGUCACAUUUUCUACUACUCAGAGAUGGUUUUUUUGGCCAAGAUCUUGUAUUGACAAUGAGAGCUAGACCUCUGUGUGAUGCACACUCAUAAGAUCCUCAAUGGGGUGAAGGUAUCAAUCAUUUGUGAAAAUGCUUUUACGAUUUGAGCCAAAUGGCAUUGGCUUUGAGACAUUGUCAUCUUGGAAUAUACCCAUGCCAUCAAAGAAGAAACAACAAUCCAUCAUUGUUAAAACCUGUUCAUUCAGCAUAUUCAUGGGCACAGAAUGGGAACCCUGACCAACUGAUACCAACCCAGAUUGUAACACUGCCUACACAAGCUGCUACAUGUAGCAUAAUGGGUGGUAAUCACUUUCAUCCCCAAUUCCUACGCAUCACCCUAGAACAGGGUCAAAUCUGUAUUCAAUAGACCACAUGGCAUUUUUUGCAUUGCUGGAGCCACAACCACACAAUGUCUUAUUUGUAAGAAAGAGGCUAUUAAUUGCAUCAGUUAGGGACAAAUAUCAACUAUUUCAGUAAUCAAUGGCAUACUCUAACCUUUAUGCUUAGUUAAAUCCAGUUUGUUUCAUUUCAAGAGGCCAGGUAGCAUAUAUUUGUCUGCCAUUUCUAGUAGUUAACUGACUUAUCCUCGUUUCAGAGCACUUUUUCUUGACACAAAUCAAAUUGAUAAACUAAACAUCAACCAAGGGGGUUCUUUUGUGCCAUCACUCCCGUGUGAUUUACUGUUUCCAUUUAGUGCUCCACUGAAUGACUAGUAAUGCAACAUUCUGUAUACAAUAGGUGCCACUAAUUACCAUGCUAACCUGCCAGCAGAGCCAAUACUGUAUGUCACAUUUGGAUAGUAUGUCCCCUCGUGUAAAUGUGGAACUACUGCAGCUACGGUUGUCUUUUUGCCUGUGACUGCUGUUGAUGUAUGAGAUUGGAAAUGUCGAUGUCGUCUACACCCAGUGUGCUUUUUGUACCCUAAAUAGUACUCAACUAUGAGAUUUUGUAUGAUCACUGUUCCAUACUUUUACAUAUAAAAGGUUACCAAAGGUUUAGGGUCACCUCUUGUACAAUUUGCUGCAUUCUUGACAACAGAAGUUCAGUCUGUAUUCUAAAAUUUGUAACUGCUAAUCACUCUCGACUGUUCAAUACAGUUAUGUAAUCAACUGAUGUUUACAAUUGCACAAUUUCUUUCUAAUAAUUGUUGAACCACCUGCACACAAAAAUAAAGCUCUAUAUGCACAAAA
Phycodurus eques (leafy seadragon) is the source of this 7515-nucleotide messenger RNA. Its product is annotated as myosin-11-like. Gene Ontology annotation, cellular component: myosin complex. The transcript has 42 exons. Lineage: Eukaryota; Metazoa; Chordata; Actinopteri; Syngnathiformes; Syngnathidae. The record is from RefSeq and is a predicted model, not a curated record. Gene Ontology annotation, molecular function: ATP binding; cytoskeletal motor activity; actin filament binding. The coding region runs from base 141 to 6068 and encodes 1975 amino acids.